Molecule: messenger RNA, 2402 nt
Organism: Ceratitis capitata (Mediterranean fruit fly)
Lineage: Eukaryota; Metazoa; Arthropoda; Insecta; Diptera; Tephritidae
Product: WSCD family member GA21586
Exons: 7
Coding region: 559-1527 (322 amino acids)
Molecular function (GO): sulfotransferase activity
Source: RefSeq, a predicted model, not a curated record
GUAGAGUAGUCGCCUUGGAGAAUUCGAAAUAAAUAGCAUGGAAUUUGUAUAGAUAAAAAGUAAACUUUAAAUAAUGCUGUAAUAAAUUAGAAGAAUUAUAAAAUUUCUAUAAAGGCCUGUUUUUAUUCCUAAGCAAAUGUAUUUACAUGCGUGAGUGUAAUGUUUUUACAAUAGAAGUACAGGCACCCUACAAAACAAAUUGGCUGAUACCAAACAUUUACAUUUGUAGUGGAUUUUACCAAACUAAAAUGAAAAGACGUGUUGCAAAGUAUAAACAAAACAUUAAUAAAAAACUAUAAGAAAACGAAGAAUUUUACAUAAAAUGUAAAGUGUUUAUCUAUGGAACUUGAACUCGUACUUAAAUGUUUUACUAUACUUUGUCCAAGGCUAUGUGGUUUCUGCCAAACAAAUUGAUGUGACAUAGUAAUAGACAUUGGCGAAUUUUCUGACUGCUGUUUUCAAUGCAAAUACUUACAUAUUUACUGAAAGCAAUAAAUUAAUGCAGUUUCUAGACUAGUCUUCGAGGAAAAAAUAUUUUAGUAAUGCAAGAAAUGCGAUAUGACAUCACAAAGCUGGCGAGUGUAUGGAUAUUCAGCACUGAUUACUAUAUAUUUAUGCAGCGUGGUAUUUUUUUCUAUGAAUAGUUCACCUCAUCCCAACCAAAAAAAUGGAAACGUCGAAAGAUUCGCCGAGUUUGCAAAUUUCCGCAACACGAGAUUUCGUGGUUUCACUUCAAGGACAAAUAUUCGUUGGUGUAAUGGCCUUAAGUACCUUAAGACAGACGUUUCGAGUCACAUGAUCACAACUGUGCCGACCCCCCAAAGCACAAUUAAAGUGAUGCCUAUAGAUGAGAGUAAAAAUAAUGCCGAAUAUCAAAUAACAGGACUGACUGCGUUAGCAUCAUUUCCCGGGAGCGGUAAUACUUGGCUGCGUUAUUUAUUACAGCAAGCAACAGGAAUUUUAACGGGAAGUGUCUACAAAGAUUAUGGAUUACUGAAAACUGGGUUUCCAGCUGAAAACGUACGAAAUAAUUCCGUAUUGUUAGUAAAAACUCAUGAGUUCGGACCAAAGGCAUGGGAGCCAUUUACCAAAGUUAUUUUAUUAGUACGCGACCCAGAGAAGGCGAUUUUAGCGGAAUUUAAUCGACAAAGUGGCGGUCACAUUGGAUUUGCUGCGCCUGAUCGCUACAAAAGAACUAAGGGAAAAUAUUGGCAACAAUUCGUGCUAAAGAGCUUAAAAAUGUGGGAAGCAACUAAUUUGAGUUGGGCUCGAGACUUUACAGGAAGUAUCAAGGUUGUGUUCUACGAAGAUUUGGUUGGAAAUUUGGAAUCAACUUUAAGAGGAAUACUCAACUUUUUAGAAUUUCCUAUUGAUGAGAAUCUCUUGAGCUGCACAUUAUUGAGGAGGGAAGGCGUUUUCCGGAGAAAGAAAAGGUUUCUGAACUUUGAUCCCUUCACAGCAUCCUUGCGUGCCAUGAUAAGAGAAAAAAAACUGGCCGUAUAUAAGUAUCUGGAAAGUCUCAAAUAACGAAGGUCAACUGGUAGACUUAAAUACUAAUGUACAUAUGUAUGUACUCAACUACAAAGAACCAACGAAUAAAGUACCGUUGAGUCUGCGCAAAUUGUUAAAAAUACUCAUAUUAUAAAAUAUAAUUAAUGCAUUGAACAAACGUACGCAUGUGCAUACAAACUAUUUUGGCUUGCUAGGCUUUUAAUGAGUGUUUGUCUGUAUAAUAAAUAUUUAACCAAUGUUUUCCUAUUUUUUGUUUUUAUAUGUACAAACCAGAGUAAAAAUCAUAACAUUACUAUACUUGUAAGUUAAAACUUUUUCAAAUUAUUUCUUAAUUAAAAAUGUAAAAUAUUAGAUAUACAUAUUUUGAACUAUGAUACUAUAAAGUGAGACAAUAAAUAAUCCAAUAAACGAACAGUGUGCAGUUAUGAAAAAAUAUUUAAGUUAUUAACGAUUUGAAUUAGAUCAAAUAUUCAUAUAAAAAUUGGGUAUGUCUAAGGUUAUUUUAAACAAAUUGGUUUUGUUGUGAUCUGUUAGCCUAUGAAAGAAAAUUUUUUUUUUCAAAAUUAAAUUAUUAUCGCAGACGUAACUAAAAGUUGGAUAAGUAUCGGUUAAAGUAUAGUAAAGUAUUUGGCUUAUUAAGAUAACAUUAUCAUAAUUUAUCAUGAUUAAUGCUUCCAAACGUAUUUAUAUUUUCCUGUAAUAUUAGAUUUUUUUGUCCCCCCUCUACCUUUUCUGAUUAUAUACUAUUAAAUUCAAUAAGUAUUAUUUUUAAUUUACUUUAAAACUUUAUAAAUAUCUUAAUAUUGAAUAUAUUUCACAUUUUAUUAUUUAAGUGAUAGCCGUUUGAAUGAACAAACUCUUCGAUUAAUAUGAUUUGAAAUAUUAUGUUA